Molecule: messenger RNA, 1646 nt
Organism: Carcharodon carcharias (great white shark)
Lineage: Eukaryota; Metazoa; Chordata; Chondrichthyes; Lamniformes; Lamnidae
Gene: rxylt1
Product: ribitol xylosyltransferase 1
Exons: 6
Coding region: 109-1449 (446 amino acids)
Biological process (GO): protein O-linked glycosylation via mannose
Cellular component (GO): Golgi apparatus
Molecular function (GO): ribitol beta-1,4-xylosyltransferase activity
Source: RefSeq, a predicted model, not a curated record
CUCGCCGCUUCUAGCGGGCGGGGAGGGGGCUCUGGUCUCCCCCGGGACUGCAGGCUCCUGGUUCCCGGCGACGGAGGCGGCGAUGGGCCGGCCGGAGACACCGGCACCAUGAGGUUCCUGUGGAAGCGGGCGGCCGGCUCCCUGCUUUUUAUUUACUGCGUCUUUUCCAUUUACGCGGCUUACAUCGUCUUCUUUCAAGGGCAGCGAGGAUCCCGGGCCCGCGGGCGGGCCGCUCCCAGAGAGCGGAAUAAAGACAGUACCCUUCCGUGGCAGAAGGUUGUUGAACAAAGGGAUUUUCAACAGCCAGAACAAGACAAUGAGUGGAAUCCAUGGGAAGAGGAUGAGAAGAUGGAGAAUGCUUUGCAGCAUAAAGCUCAGCUACAGGGAUUUCAGAAACAAAUUUUACAAAACCAGUCCAGACAAAAGAAGGUGCAAAUCUGGGGCAAAGCUGCAAUUGGACUUUACCUCUGGCAGCAUAUUCUUGGUGGCCAGCUUACACCAAGUGAUGUGACAGCUCACUGGAGAGAAGGGGAACUAAAGGCUGGAAAUUUGCAUUUUAGAUUCUGCACUGGUCCUGCUGUGGCCCCUGGACACAUCCCGCUAGAUACUGAGAAUGUGGUGCUUGUGCUCAAUGGCAGAGAAGAAGGAAAGAUCAAGUUUGCCACCCAGUGGCUGCACUAUGUACAAACACUUCUCCAGACAAACAAGCUUCGACAUGUAGCUGUAGUUCUGCUUGGCAGUGAGGAGUGUGAUAAUGACUGGAUUGAGCCCUAUCUCAAAAAGCAUGGAGGAUUUAUUGAUUUGAUUUUUCUGGUGUACGACAGCCCUUGGGUAAACGAAGAGGAUGUUUAUCAGUGGCCACUGGGAGUGGCAACCUACAGGAACUUCCCGAUUGUGGAUCUCAACAACCUAAUGUUGCAUUCUUCAAGGCCAUACUUGUGUAACUUCCUCGGAACUGUCUACAAAGGCUCCUCCAGGGAAAUCUUGCUGGAUGUGUUGAAACGGGAAAGACUCAAUACAAUGUGUCUUAUCUCAGUUAGAGAACAGUGGUUACCUCAGGAAACAAGUGAAAGUUUAAAGAAGUAUCGAGAUGCUUUGUUGCAAAGUGACCUCACCCUGUGCCCAGUGGGAAUAAAUACUGAAUGCUACAGAAUUUACGAAGCUUGCUCUUAUGGUUCUGUUCCAGUAGUUGAAGAUAUCAUGACCCCGGGACAAUGUGGCAACUCGUCAGUGUUCCAGAACGCCCCUUUGCGUCUCCUGAAGUUAAUGGGAGCACCGUUUAUAUUCGUCAAGGACUGGAAAGAGUUGCCUGCUAUUUUAGAAAAAGAGAAGGCGAUGAGCCUGCAAGAAAAGAAUCAGAGGCGGAGAAUUGUCAUCGAGUGGUUUAAGCAAUUCAGAACUCAACUGAGACAAAAGUUCAUUGAUAUCCUUGAAAGCAGGUUUUUUUAACCACUUGGAUCCCCUUCCCAAGACAAUUCAUAGCAUCUGUUUACUAUUGUAAACUACAUGUGCUUUCGUUGAGUAUGCCAAUGCAUUUUGGUGUAAAUAUAUUAUGUAAAGGAACUGUCCUUAAAUUGUGAGAAAAGUACUGUUCUCUGUGAAGAACAUUUGACAUUAUUUUCCACUUUAAAAGAGAGAAUUUGAAA